Molecule: messenger RNA, 2099 nt
Organism: Esox lucius (northern pike)
Lineage: Eukaryota; Metazoa; Chordata; Actinopteri; Esociformes; Esocidae
Gene: sfrp2l
Product: secreted frizzled-related protein 2 like
Exons: 3
Coding region: 363-1337 (324 amino acids)
Biological process (GO): canonical Wnt signaling pathway; non-canonical Wnt signaling pathway; negative regulation of canonical Wnt signaling pathway
Molecular function (GO): Wnt-protein binding
Source: RefSeq, a predicted model, not a curated record
AGGCUUGCCUUAUGUUUGUUUUGACUUGAUCAGAAAUUCGAUGAGGUAUCCGAAAACCAAAAUAAGGAUUAUGCCUGUGACUCGAUUGCAAAACCUACACCGUCACAACAGACUCGUUGGGGGCAGACUGGCGAUGCAGACUGCUACGGGAAGAUAAAAGGGAAUACCCCCGCCCUUCUUUACAGCCCCCAAUAACUGGUAGACACCAUUUUCACUUGUAAAACAGUUCCCGGGGUCUACAUGUCUGGGUGACGCUAGACGCCCCCCUGUUUUAAAUAUCAGAGUGCAGCGCUUAUAGUGCUUCCAGACCUCCUUAACAAUACAUUUCGCUGCUUUGAUUUUGUUCUGCAAAGGUUGUCGUUAUGGCUCAGCAUGUGUUAUCAGUAUUCAUGUUCGUGUUUAUUUCUCUCGCAUCGGGGUUGACGUUAGACAGUUCCGUUCAGUUUGCGUCCGACAGUCUUGGUUCCUCUACUGUUCGAUCGGCGUGUAAGCCCAUCCCCAGCACACUUUCACUGUGCCACGGUGUGGGUUACCGGGAGAUGAGGCUGCCCAACCUUCUGGGACAUGACUCGUUAAAAGAAGCCCAACAGCAAUCGGCAGCCUGGUUGCCGUUGGUCUCCAAACUCUGUCACCGGGAUACAAGGAAGUUCCUGUGCUCACUCUUUGCUCCAGUGUGCCUACCGGAGGGGGCCGUUCGCCCUUGCCGUGGGCUCUGCGAAGCUGUGAGGGACGGUUGUGUCCCGGUGAUGAACGCGUUUGGGUUUCCGUGGCCUAACAUGUUCAACUGCAGCCUGUUCCCACACAGGACCCAUCUAUGUAUUCCCACCACGGCCGGAGACACAAAGCAUUUGCAGGAGGGAGAGGGGCACGAGGAGAGAGCAAAGGGAUCAGUGAUCUGUGACGCCUGUAGCCUGGCCGCUGAGGGAGAGACAGACAUCCAGAGCGACUUCUGCAACAGUCCAUAUGCUUUCAAGCUGCGUAUCGGGAGUGUGACCGUGGAGGGCGGUGACCGCAGGGUAGUUCCUCUUGGCCGGAGUCGCAUCCUGAGGUGGGGGGGUGGAGGCGCGGAGCGAGCCGAGGGCAUCGGGGGGGCCAUGGCUUACAGCGCUCUUUGGCUGCACGAGGGGGGUACAUGUGAUUGCCCUGCCCUGGAAGAGGUCAAUACGGGAGAGAGGGAGGCCAAGAGAGAGGGGACGGGGUCCCUGGCUGGGGAGUGGCACCUGGGACUUGCUGACACACAGGAGGGCAGGCUGGUCCUCUCUAGGCUCGUGAGGUGGAGAAGGGGGGAAAAAGAGCUCAAGAAGUUCAUCCGGAGUCUGCUCAAACAGCCAUGCUGAGGUCAACAAACAAGCGUAGAGACUUAAGUCAGUCAAACAGAUGAGAUGACACCACAGCCCCCCUGAUAUGACAGCACAUCCCCCCUGAGAUGUCACAACAGCCCCCCCAGAGAUGACAGCACAUCCCCCCUGAGAUGACAGCACAUCCCCCCUGAGAUGUCACCACAGCCCCCCUGAGAUGACAGCACAUCCCCCUGAGAUGACAGCACAUCCCCCCUGAGAUGUCACCACAUCCACCUGAGAUGACAGCACAUCCCCCCUGAGAUGACAGCACAUCCCCCCUGAGAUGUCACCACACCCACCCUGAGAUGACAGCACAUCCCCCCUGAGAUGUCACCACAUCCCCCCUGAGAUGUCACCACAGCCCCCCUGAGAUGUCACCACAGCCCCCCUGAGAUGUCACCACAUCCCCCCUGAGAUGUCACCACAUCCCCCCUGAGAUGUCACCACAUCCCCCCUGAGAUGACAGCACAUCCCCCCUGAGAUGACAGCACAUCCCCCUGAGAUGACAGCACAUCCCCCCUGAGAUGUCACCACAGCCCUCCUGAGAUGACAGCACAUCCCCCAUGAGAUGUCACCACAUCCCCCCUGAGAUGACAGCACAUCCCCCCUGAGAUGACAGCACAUCCCCCUGAGAUGACAGCACAUCCCCCCUGAGAUGUCACCACAGCCCUCCUGAGAUGACAGCACAUCCCCCAUGAGAUGUCACCACAGCCCCCCUGAGAUGACAGUACAUCCCCCCUGAGAUGACAGUACAUCCCC